CAGCAGUUCCAGCCGCCCCGCUCCAUCGGUUCCAAGAAAGGUUCAAUGGAAGUCAAAAAAAAAAUUCACUUCCCCUAAAAAGAAGGAAAAAAAACCUGCAAAGAAGUUCUCAGUAGCAGUUCGUAAAUAUUUUCCGGAGACAUGGUUAUGGACAGACAUCAAACUAAACGACACUUCCGGUAUACAUGCGAUGGAAGUGAAAGUUCCUGAUGCCAUCACCAGUUGGGUUGCAAACGGAUUUGCGAUGUCAUCUUUGUACGGUAUGGGGAUCUCAAAUCAAGCAACGUUGAAAGCAUUCAAACCUUUCUUUGCUCACAUCACGAUGCCAUAUUCCGUAAUCCGUGGGGAAGAAAUACCCAUCACAGUGACAGUUAUAAACUACAUGUCAUCCUGUGUUCCAAUUAAAUUAGAAUUAAUUCGCAAAGCCAGUGAUUUUAAAGUUACAUCAAUUCACAUCAGCAAGAUGUGCGUGUGUAGUGAUGAGGGAAAGUCUACGAAAUUCAAUGUUAUUCCCACUAAACUUGGUCAUAUACCAAUUACGGUUAAAGCCACGACUUCGCAAGCAAAGCUUUGCCCUAAGUUCACUCUCUACGCAGUUGACGCUGUCACAAGAACAUUGCUGGUUGAGCCAGAGGGAAUAAAGCAGCAAUACACCAGAGGAACAUUCUUUUGCGCUUCUUUAAAUGAAAAAUAUGCUGAAACGAUUGACCUACCGCUACCAACCAACAUCAUUUCAGGAUCUGUGCUACCAAAAAUAUCGCUUAUUGGUGAUAUGAUGGGACCUGCCCUAACAAAUCUUGACGGACUAUUAGCAAUGCCGUAUGGUUGCGGAGAACAGAACAUGGCUAAAUUUGCUCCCAAUAUUUACAUCAUGGAUUAUCUCACGAACACAAAUCAAAUUACAAAGAAAAUAAAAGACGAUGCAGUUUAUUAUAUAUCCUCUGGUUAUCAAAGACAGUUAACGUACAAAAGGAAAAGUGGUUCGUACAGUGCCUUUGGAGACUCCGACAGUAAAGGAAGCAUGAUGUUAACAGCUUUUGUUGUUCGCUCAUUUGCGAGAGCCCGGAGAUAUGUAUUUGUUGACAAAGAUCAAAUCAAACAUAGUGUCGAGUGGUUUCGAAGAAAGCAAUCACGUUCAGGUUGUUUUCCAGAGUAUGGUCAAGUGUUUGAUAGAUCGCUUCAAGGUGGAUUGAACAGCGAACUUACUAUAACGGCCUACGUCGCCAUAGCUUUACUGGAGGCAGGUUUUGAUGAGAAGACAUCUAUGGUUUCCAGAGCUCUUAAUUGUAUAUCACGAAAUCUGGAUACAAUUCAAGAUUCCUACACCACUUCAUUAGUAUCGUACCUGAUGGUGCUGGCAGAUCAUCCGAAAGCAGCAAUAAUGAUAAGUCGUUUGAAAACCAGGGCGAUAAGAGAGGAAGACGAACAACUUUACUGGUCAUCAGGCAACGUAAAUCAAGCACGGUUUGAUUAUUACCACCAAACAUAUGCCGCUGAUGUAGAAAUGACCAGCUAUGCUUUAUUGGCCUACAUCAAGCGCAAUGAGCCUCAUAACGAAUUAAAAAAGAUUGUGAAAUGGUUAUCAAAACAACGAAAUUACUACGGAGGCUUUUCUUCCACACAAGACACCUGUGUAGCGUUACAAGCUCUUUCUGAAGUCGCUGCAAGAUUUUAUUCCAAGAGUGAUCUUUCGAUCUUGAAUGUAUCUGCGAAUAUAAAAGAUGGUUUUGACCAUAAUUUCUCAGUUACUGACAACAACAAAUUGAUACUACAACGCGUAGAGAUUCCAAGUAAUUUCUUGCCAAAUACUUUGGGUAUAAAUGCAUCUGGUUCAGGAUGUGCUUUAUUACAGGUUUCUGUGAAAUACAAUAUUCCCGUCUUUGAAUUGCCGCCAGCCUUCAAUGUGAACGUUUCCGUGCAUCCACGCGGAGCAAAAGAUGAGGAAGAAGAAACUCCUUCAUGUCAACCUUUGCAAUUAAGAAUACAAGCAAGAUGGCUCAAAAACGAUGUUUCAAAUAUGGCUAUAGUUGACGUUAAGCUCGUGUCGGGAUUCACCGUGAACGAAAAAUCUCUAGAACUGAAGUUAAAGAGAAACAAAAAGUGCAGGGCCAGCCAGGCAAAUAGGGCAAUCUUAAAACGAUUUGAAACAGAAGGACAACACGUUAUUCUGUAUUUCGAUGAGAUAAAAGAGUUGGAUUUCUCGCUGGAUAUUACGCAGAGUACAUUAGUAAAGAACGCCCAGCCAGGUGUUGUCAGUGUCUACGAUUAUUACGAACCAGAAAGUCAAGGGAAAGUGAUGUACAACAUCACUGAAGAUGAUUGCCGUAGUGAAGAAAGAGGAUGCUCACUGACACCGUGCGGUUCUAACGGUUACUGCACAAACACAAACGGUUCUUACUUCUGCCAGUGUGCAUCAGGUUUCACAUCAUCGGACGUGGACAGCCUUGUACAGCUACUAAAUGCCCUGCGGGUUGGGAGGCAUUCGAUGGGCUCUGCUUUUAUAUCAGCAAAUGGCUUUGCGACAUCAUGGAACAGUGCGAAAGACGACUGUCGUCGGCGUGGCGGCCAUUUGGCAGUUCCAACCAACACGAAAAUGAAUAAUUAUCUCUAUCAGGUUAUUAAGCGACAUAACCUCAUCGCAGCGUGGAUUGGCGUGUACCGAAGAUCGGGAAGAGUGUUUUACACAGUGGGUGAUGAGGAGAUCUCGUAUAAAAACUGGAAUAGAUGGGAACCAAACAACGCUGGCGGGCGGGAAAACUGCGUCGAAAUAUUAAACAGAGCAACAGGGAAAUGGAAUGAUCGGCCAUGUCACUUGAGCGAUCGUCAUUACCUUUGUCAGCGGUGUCUGUGA
Dendronephthya gigantea is the source of this 2851-nucleotide messenger RNA. Its product is annotated as pregnancy zone protein-like. Bases 191 to 2851 code for a protein of 886 amino acids. The transcript has 19 exons. The record is from RefSeq and is a predicted model, not a curated record. Gene Ontology annotation, cellular component: extracellular region. Gene Ontology annotation, molecular function: endopeptidase inhibitor activity. NCBI's taxonomy places the organism in Eukaryota, Metazoa, Cnidaria, Anthozoa, Malacalcyonacea, Nephtheidae.